Loxodonta africana (African savanna elephant) is the source of this 1210-nucleotide messenger RNA. RefSeq names its product olfactory receptor 2A7-like. Gene Ontology annotation, cellular component: plasma membrane. The coding region runs from base 261 to 1199 and encodes 312 amino acids. Gene Ontology annotation, biological process: G protein-coupled receptor signaling pathway; detection of chemical stimulus involved in sensory perception of smell. Gene Ontology annotation, molecular function: G protein-coupled receptor activity; olfactory receptor activity. NCBI's taxonomy places the organism in Eukaryota, Metazoa, Chordata, Mammalia, Proboscidea, Elephantidae. The record is from RefSeq and is a predicted model, not a curated record. The transcript has a single exon.
UGAGGCUGAGAUGGGGAAUUACUGGAGAAGAGACUGGACUAGAAGUGGAAGCCCUUUCCUCUUCACAAAUACUGUGGGAGUUGUGGUGGUAGACAAGAGCAAGUAAAAUGGCCGUCUUCACUGGGAGGAUUAUGAGGUUUUAUCAUAACUGAACACUGAACACCACCUUAGUCCCUAUAAUAACCCCAACUGUGGCAUAUAGCUUAGGUAGUCUCCUGUCUGAACUGGUGCCUCUCUUUUUCAUCAAGAGGUAGAACACAAUGCAAGAGCCCAACCAGUCCUCUGUGACCGAAUUCAUCCUUCUGGGCUUCUCCCUCAGCCCCAGGACCACUCCUCUGGUCUUCUCUGCCUUUCUGAUCACCUACGUGUUGAUUAUCUUGGGCAAUGGCUUGAUCACCAUCCUUAUCUGUCUGGACUCACAUCUCCACACGCCCAUGUACUUCUUUAUUGGCAUCCUUUCCAUGUUGGAUCUGGGAUACACCACUACAACUGUUCCCCAGAUGUUGACACAUCUGGCCAGCCAGAAGAAGACCAUCUCUUUUGCCAGCUGUGUGGCCCAAAUGUAUAUUUUCUUGGUGCUAGGCAUCACUGAGUCCUGGCUUUUUGCCAUCAUGUCUAUAGACAGGUAUGUGGCCAUCUGUCACCCACUCAGGUACAAGGUCAUCAUGAGUCCAUGGUUAUGUGGGAUAAUGGUCAUCUUCUGUGGACUCUGGGGUGUCAUCUCUGCUCUUAUCUACACUGUCUUUGCCAUGCAUCUGCCCUACUGUGGUACCAACAAGAUCAACCACUUCUUCUGUGAAGUUCCAGCAGUGUUGAAGCUAGCCUGUGCAGACACCUCAGUCAAUGACCGGGUUGACUUCAUUCUUGGCUUUAGUGUCAUCCUGGUCCCACUUUCCCUUAUCCUUGUCAUUUAUGUCAAUAUCUUCAUUGCCAUCUUAAGAAUUCGUUCACCCCAGGGGCGGCUCAAGGCCUUCUCUACCUGUGCCUCCCAUAUCACUGUGGUCACCAUGUUCUCUGUCCCAGCCAUGGUCAUGUACAUGAGGCCUAGCUGUAUGGCCUCCCCAGAAGAGGAUAAAAAGCUGGCUCUAUUCUACAACAUCAUCUCUGCCUUUCUCAACCCCAUCAUCUACAGCCUCCGGAACAAGGAUGUGAAGAGGGCUUUCCUCAAGGUAACAGGCUGGAGCAGGGCCUCAGACUGAGCCCCUGGAAG